GAAGAGGCCCGGGCGCGGACUGGAGGGAGGUGACUGCUCUCACCUGCAGCCGCCAUAGACGGGAGGACGCACCUCAUAGGACAGUGCGCCUUAUGUCCAGCAGGAGGCGCUGCGUGAUACACAGUACUGCACUGCGUCUGCGCCAGCAGUAGCUUCAGUGCUGAGCAGUGUAGCGUCCGCGGCGCUGACAGGAGUAGUAGUGCUAUUGUAUGUGCUGACUCCGCAGCACUCCCUCAUGGCUGCCCCCAAGCUGCUGUGCCUCCCCCUGCUCGCCCUGCUGCUUGCCUACUGGUUCCGCCAUGUGGAGAAGGAUACCCCGCAGGACCGGUUAGACACCGUGCUGUCAUCUCUGCUGCAGGCGGAACAGAAAGUUGGUUUGGACGUGGAGCGCCCCCCUCGUGUAGCCAUUGGUAAUGGUGGGUGCCUCGAUAUAAUAGUAGAUUGGAGUGGCAAUAAUGCAGGAGGCGCCAUAGAGCCAAGCUACAACCCCGUCCACCACAACUUUAUAGAGACCGAGGUGCAGCUGGCCGAGAGCUUUGCCUACUUUUUUCCUCCAGGCGCUGCUUCAGAACGAUACGUGUCCAACAACACCUUGUUUAGGAAACUUUUAGAUGCGUCAAAAAGACUUUCAGAAAUGCGCUGGGCCCUUGGUGGGAAUGCCCCAGUUAUGGCUAAUCGCUUAGCUGCUGAAGGAUGUGAGGUCCUUCUUGGGGGCCGUCUGAGUACAGAAGAAAUUAGCGUGUUGUCCGACCGCAUCACAGUGGCUGGUGAGCCUAUAACAGAGGCUGACAUUCAUCUCAUAAUGGAAUAUCCAACUGGAUCUAAGGGAAAACACGUCUCGCGUCGUGCCAACAGGUACAUAGUGCACCGUGAUUCACACAACCCAAUGCUUGAUUCGGAAGAUUUUAAGUACCAACUGGAAGAUUUUAAGCCAGAUGUCCUUGUGAUUGGAGGGUUACAGAUGAUGGACAGUUUUCCCUUUAAACCAGGUCAGCGUGAGCCCGGCUUAAAAGCCCUUCAAGAUAUGCUAUUGUCUAUGGAUCAGAAGAUUGGGGCCACUUUUGAGAUGGCUUCUUUUGUGGAACAUGGUCUGAUGAAGGAUUUGCUAGAGUACAUCAUUCCUUACUCUGAUUCCUUGGGUAUGAAUGAACAGGAGCUUCAUUUGCUAAGUCUUAUUAAAGGAGGAAACAUUACAGUGUUAUCAGACCUACCUCGUGUGGCCUCUAUCCUGGACCAAAUGCGGGAGCUUUAUCAGCUACUCCGAUCCCAAGAACCAAAAAAGGGUCAGAGGCCACUGACCCGACUACAUGUCCACACUUUGGCUUUUCAAGCCAUGAUGGUGACCAAAGGAUCCAUGUGGAAAACAAUGUCUGCUACAGCAAAAGCAUCUCUGACAGCCAACAGGCCAUGUGUGUGGAUCUGCCGGAUUGACACACGCAAGGCCAAACUUAUCAUGGAUGACUCUUUCUCUGUCAGCCGUGAAGUGGGCAGUCCGAAGAUACCCUUCAAAGAAAGUCGCCCAGUGUCUUGUUGGGAAGAAGAGACUUAUGAGAUCUGUCUGGCACCUGUUUUGGUCUGUACUGAAGUAUUCCAAACUGCAGGUGGAGGAGAUAAUAUCUCCGCUGCCGGACUUGUGUUGCAAAUUUAAAGGUAUUUUAUGGGUACUCGAUGACUGACCAACAUUCCAGAACUGGAUAGCUAUAUUUCCGAUGCUGCGAAAAGGCUAUAUUGACAGAAACUGACAUGAUCUGAGCCAUAUUGUUGUUUUAGCUGUGUCCUUCAAGAACUCCUUGGUGGUUACCUCCCAAAUAAGAGAAGUACGGGCAGUGUUUUUUAUUAUUGCAGUUUACUCAAUGUGGGCUACAAAUCAUUUUUCAAUUACAAAUUCUCAGCAGUUUUUGUUCUACAGGGUUAAGGUUAAGUCUCAGUCUAUCUGCAGAGUAUUUUGUGUUCAGUUUUACACUGAACUGUCAGGUUGCUGCUCUGACGGCUCGAUCUAUAGUCUAAAUUCUGACAGC
This is a messenger RNA of Bufo bufo (common toad), 2018 nucleotides long. RefSeq names its product ADP-dependent glucokinase-like. NCBI's taxonomy places the organism in Eukaryota, Metazoa, Chordata, Amphibia, Anura, Bufonidae. Gene Ontology annotation, molecular function: ADP-specific glucokinase activity. Gene Ontology annotation, cellular component: endoplasmic reticulum. Gene Ontology annotation, biological process: glucose metabolic process. The record is from RefSeq and is a predicted model, not a curated record.